GCAGACGACGGCGGACAUAACACCAAACUGGCUAGAGAUGCCACAUGAACUGAUGUCAGUUAUACUUCAAAAACUAGGUGUGGUAGAGAUACUAAACAACGCACAAAAAGUAUGCACAUAUUGGCGCAUAGUUUGUAAGGAUCCGGCGAUGUGGAAAGUGAUAAAUUUUCCCCCAGAUUGUCUUGAAUUAAAUGAUUGGGAUAUGCUCCUGAAUCUAUAUAAACAGGCGGUUUUUCGGAGCUCUGGUGAAUUAAUUGAUAUUAAACUCGAGUCUCUUUGCAACGAUGAUUUACUCGAUUUUAUUUCUCAACGCUCAAGUAAGCUAAAAUGUCUAAGCCUUUCAAGCUGCUAUGCUGUUACAAGUAGUGGGUUGAGUCACGCAGCCAAAAGGCUACCACAUUUGGAGCAACUUCACCUUUUCUAUACCUCUAUUGAUGCAGAAGACAUUGAAGUGAUUGGAACCAAUUGUCCUCAGCUGAAAUCUUUCAAAUUGAACAAAGAGUUCAGACGCCCACAUAUCGAAUGUGAUGGUGAUGCCCUUGCCAUUGCUAAUGCCAUGCCUGAGUUACGCCAUUUGCAGCUUUUUGGUAAUAAAAUGACCAAUGCAGGUCUCGAAGCCAUUUUGCAUGGCUGCCCUCACCUCGAAUUUCUUGAUGUACGUCGGUGUUUUAACCUCGAUCUUGGUGGGAGCUUAGGAAAACUAUGCAUGGAACGAAUUAGAUUUUUUAUGUGCCCUAAUGACCCAACAGAAAACUGUGGGUUUAAUCCUCGAGCUCAUGCGUAUGAUGAUUUUGAUGAUAUGUAUUCAUCUGGGAAUUCUGAUGUGGAUGAAUUUUCCGGGGAUGAUUCAUAUAACGACUAUGAAUUCUCCGAUGGUAGUGUCAUUUCUGAAGAGGAUGAUUAUGAUUACUACGAUUGAAAACGGGGCUUUGUUGGUUAACCGAAUUCAUUACCGGCAAAUAAAUCUAUCGUGUUAGUAAUGCUUACGUCUUUGGGUGGUUGUAUUGGUUUGAUACGUGUGACGUUUGCAACCCCGCUAAGUGUUAGUUGGUCUGGAGAUUAUAUAUUUAUAUGCACAGAUAUUUCUCUAGGUGUGUUCGUAAUUCAGGUCAAGGGAAAUAUCAGUCCCUUUCUUUUAUUCCAA
Messenger RNA from Erigeron canadensis, 1144 nucleotides. Its product is annotated as putative F-box/LRR-repeat protein 23. Bases 38 to 919 code for a protein of 293 amino acids. NCBI's taxonomy places the organism in Eukaryota, Viridiplantae, Streptophyta, Magnoliopsida, Asterales, Asteraceae. The record is from RefSeq and is a predicted model, not a curated record. Gene Ontology annotation, molecular function: protein binding. The transcript has 2 exons.